Carcharodon carcharias (great white shark) is the source of this 2655-nucleotide messenger RNA. It is a transcript of the gene pde11al, whose product is annotated as phosphodiesterase 11a, like. Bases 1 to 2655 code for a protein of 884 amino acids. The record is from RefSeq and is a predicted model, not a curated record. Lineage: Eukaryota; Metazoa; Chordata; Chondrichthyes; Lamniformes; Lamnidae. Gene Ontology annotation, biological process: signal transduction. The transcript has 20 exons. Gene Ontology annotation, molecular function: protein binding; 3',5'-cyclic-nucleotide phosphodiesterase activity.
AUGGCCACCAUUGACUUUUCGGACGUGGAGGCUUUCCUGGAUCGACAUCCCGAUUUCUUUGAGGAUUACCUGCUGAGAAAGGGCAAAGGCGAGUCGGUCAGCAAGUGGCUGAAGGAGCACAAGGCUGCCAAAGUUUCAGCCUCGGCUGGGGAAGAGAAGCAGAUCGUGGCCAGGGAGCCGGGCUGCAGCACCCGGGCUGAGGGCAUGCACAGGCGCUCAUCCCAGAAAGAGCUCAGGAGAAGUUUCGCCAGGUCGCGAGCCAUGACAUCCCACCGGACAUACGACGAGCAUACGUUCCUGAGAGCCCCGGACUCUCCCUUCAGCAGCGGCAGGAGAGCCCUCCUGAGGAAGGCCAGCUCUCUGCCCCCGACCACAGCCCACAUAUUGAGUGCCCUCUUGGAGUCCAGAGUGAACAUCCCACAAUACGCCUCUGCGGCCAUCGACUGCAAGUACAAACUCAAGGAAUCCAACGAGAGGGAAUUCUUCCUGGAGCUCGUAAAGGACAUAUCAAACGAUUUGGACCUCACCAGCUUGACCUACAAGAUCCUCAUCAACGUGUGUAUCAUGGUGGAUGCAGAUCGCUGCUCACUUUUUCUGGUGGAGGGGCCUCCCCACAAAAAGAAGUUGGUCUCAAAGUUUUUCGACGUUCACUCAGGGACCACGGUGGUGCCUUCCUCCAGUAUGGAGAACUCCAACGAGGUGCAGGUGCCUUGGGGGAAAGGAAUCAUUGGCUAUGUGGCUGAACAUGGGGAGACAGUCAACAUGGCCGACGCCUAUGAGGACCACCGGUUCAGUGAUGAAAUUGACAAGCUGGCAGGUUAUAAGACAAAGUCCAUUCUGUGCAUGCCGAUCCAGAACUGUGAUGGGGAAAUUAUCGGGGUAGCACAAGCCAUCAACAAAAACCCUGCAGGAGUGCCUUUCACUGAUGAUGAUGAGAAAGUACUGCUGAUGUACCUGCCAUUCUGUGGAAUAUCCAUUUCUAAUGCCAAACUCUUUGCAGCAUCCCGCAAGGAAUAUGAUAGAAGCAGGGCAUUGCUUGAGGUUGUCAAUGAUUUGUUUGAAGAGCAAACAGAGCUGGAGAAGGUUGUUCGGAAGAUCAUGCAACGAGCUUUGACCCUGCUGCAAUGUGAACGGUGUUCUGUCCUUCUACUGGAAGAUAUUGAAUCCCCUGUGGUGAAGUUUUCAAAGACCUUCAACCUGAUGUCUCCACUGUGUUGUGUAGACAGUGAAACCAGCAUGGAGAAAUUAUCCUGUUCUGAUUGGUUAAUAAACAACAGCAUUGCAGAGCUGGUUGCAUCAACAGGCCUGCCAGUGAAUAUCAGUGAUGCCUAUCAGGAUCCUCGCUUUGAUACUGAGGCAGACCAGAUGUCUGGUAUUCACAUACGCUCAGUGUUAUGUGUUCCCAUCUGGAACGGUAAUCAUCAGAUCAUUGGAGUUGCUCAGAUACUUAACAGGCUGGAUAGAAAAACAUUUGAUGAUACCGAUCAAAGAUUGUUUGAGGCCUUUGUCAUUUUCUGUGGUCUUGGCAUCAACAAUACAAUAAUGUAUAACCAAGUGAAGAAGUCCUGGGCAAAACAAUCGGUGGCUCUUGAUUUGCUGUCAUACCAUGCAACGUGCUCAAAAGUAGAGGUCGAUCGACUGAAGGCUGCAAAACUUCCUUCAGUGAGUGAGCUGGGAAUCGGGAGUUUUUACUUCAAUGAUUUUUCCCUUGAUAUUGAUGGAAUGAUUACAGCUUCAUUAAGAAUGUUCGUGGAACUGGGAAUGGUACAGAAAUUCAAAGUAGAUUAUGAGGUUCUGUGCCGCUGGCUGCUCACCGUAAGAAAAAAUUACCGUACUGUUCCCUACCACAACUGGCGUCAUGCAUUUAAUGUCGCUCAAUGCAUGUUUGUAAUGAUUACAACUGCUGGAUUCCAGGAAAUUCUAUCUGAUAUCGAAAUCUUAGCUUUGAUGGUGGGUUGUCUAUGCCAUGACCUUGAUCACAGAGGAACAAACAAUGCUUUCCAGGAAAAGAGUGGGUCUGCUUUAGCACAGCUGUAUGGAACGUCAGCCACUCUGGAACACCAUCAUUUCAACCAUGCUGUAAUGAUAUUGCAGAGUGAGGGACACAACAUUUUUGCCAACCUUUCGUCCAAGGACUACAGCAAUUUGAUGCAGCUGCUAAAACAAGCCAUCCUUUCCACUGACCUCAUGCUUCAUUUUGAGCAGCGCACAAACUUCUUUGAGUUUGUAAUGUCUGGGGAACAUAACUGGCGCCUUGAGAAGCGCAGGGAAAUAUUGAGAUCUAUGCUGAUGACAGCCUGUGAUUUAGGAGCAGUUACAAAACCUUGGGAGAUCUCUAAGCAGGUGGCUGAAUUGGUAACCAGUGAAUUCUUUGAACAAGGGGACAGGGAGAGGGUUGAGCUGAAGCUGACACCAGCUGCUAUCUUUGACCGAAAUAGGAAGGAUGAGUUACCGGGGCUUCAGCUGGAGUGGAUUGAUGGGAUCUGCAAGCCAUUGUUUGAGGCAUUGGCUAAGCUGAAUGGAAGGGUUCAGACCUUGGUGAAUGGAAUCAACGCAAACAGGACGAAAUGGGAGGAGCUUUACACAAUGUAUCGUCAGUCCCACAGUGCUGCAGAUGCUGCUAAUUGCACAUUGAAGAUUGAAGCAAUCAACUAG